Molecule: messenger RNA, 2020 nt
Organism: Gigantopelta aegis
Lineage: Eukaryota; Metazoa; Mollusca; Gastropoda; Neomphalida; Peltospiridae
Product: ADP-ribosylation factor-like protein 4C
Exons: 1
Coding region: 883-1440 (185 amino acids)
Biological process (GO): vesicle-mediated transport; intracellular protein transport
Cellular component (GO): cytoplasm
Molecular function (GO): GTPase activity; GTP binding
Source: RefSeq, a predicted model, not a curated record
GAUAGGAUGUUGAUUUUAUUAGCUGUGGUAGACCCGGAACGUGUGACGUUAUACGUAAAUUGUGGACGCACGCAGAGGAGUUUGGAUGUUAGCAUUAUCUAGGAAUCAUUCGCCCACUGGAGUGUACUAUCUCAUUAACCCCGAAACCAGCCGGAGAAACGCUCGUCGUAUUACGACAUGAGAUUGACAACUGCGGUACGUUUCACACGGUUUACGGGCGAGUGAACUCGUCGGAGCUUUCUUUUCGUUUGUUUGUUGUCGGGGCAGUGGCUAGAGAGAAAGCGAGAGAUAGAGAGGUUCGGGUCAUGGGAUAGUGGUGGCCAGACGUACGUUUUUGGAUUGCACACCUACAGUUUUGUUUUCGUUAUCUUCGCGUGAUAUUUCCGACGAUCAGGUUUGUAAUAUAGGGAUUGGUGACACGCCGUACCUGCUCAACCUACUUCACCUUUGUGUUCCGGUAGAAACAUUUAAAACAGCGGUGGACCUAACUUCCGUAGGCUACCUUUUGUUGUGGGUUUUUGUUUCCCCAUUUGUGAACCAGCCAGCCAGUCGAAGAGAACAGAAGGAAAACCGAACGGAUAUAACAUUCCAUUGCAGAUGUUCAUUACAUAAUUAUUUAUAUUUCAAAUAUGUAUCAUUACAAAAACACCUUGCGCGUGGAUUUAUUUACUUUAAGCAGAACAUAAGACUUGCCCGUGUUGUAUUACUUGUAUUACGAUAGUGGAUAAUUGUUGUGUUGGUACCCCGUGUGUGUGAUGGACACUGUGUUGUAACCCUGUGUGUUGUUUGCAUCAAGGAAAAACGAAGAAAGAAAACAAAAGGUAAAGAAACCUGCCAUGGCGGAGUCUAGGGAGGGGUUUUACUCCCCCGUGUGAAACUGACAUGGGGGCGGGCGCUUCCAUACAGAUAGUCAUGGUGGGUUUGGACAUGACGGGAAAGACAACCAUCUUGUAUCGACUCAAGUUCAACCAGUAUCUUAACGCCGAGUCCACGGUCGGCUUCAACUGUGAAAAAAUCGAAGGUUCCGAGGGCAGCACGAAAGGGGUGACGUUCACGAUUUGGGACCUGGGGGGUCGGGAUAACAUGCGCCCCCUGUGGAAGCCCUAUCUGCGCUCGGCCCAGGGAAUCCUGUUCGUGGUGGACAGUAGCGACACAGAGAGAAUGGACGAGGCGAAGUGUGAACUUAACAAAUUUGUCAAGUCGCAGAAUUCUCAAGGCUUGCCCUGUUUGGUGAUAGCAAACAAACAAGACCUGCCCGAGGCUAUGGACGUGGCGGAAAUUGAAAAAAUGUUGGGCAUAAGUGAUUUGUCACGGUCGGGUCCGGUGAGACUGGCCCCUGCGUGUGCCGUGACGGGGGAGGGGUUACAUGAGGCGAUGGACAUCAUGUUUGACAUGGUCAAAAAAUGGAAGAAAGGGAAAUCCGGGCGAAUAGCCAGGUGAUGGUGUGUAUCUUCGUAUCUGGAUUGUGAUAAACCUUCAUAUCUGGAAUAUUUCAUGUGGAUUGUGUACAUUUCAUAUGUGGAUUGUGCAGUACAUUUAUCUGGAAUAUAUUUACAUUUCAUAUCUGGAUUAUGUACAUUUCAUAUCUGGAAUAUAUUUACAUUUCACAUCUGGAUUAUGUACAUGUCACAUCUGAGUUGUGUACAUUUCAUAAUAUGUCAAUUUCAUAACUGGAUUGUAUACAUUUCUGUCUAGCUGAAAUAUGACCGUGAACGUUGUGUAUACUCUGGUGGUAUGUCAAGUCAACGAUACCCUGUCUAAUCAACGAAGUGUGGUCCAUGCAUCUCUACAGAUGCAUUGCUGAUUUACAGUAUUGAUAAAACAAAAUGGCGUUCAAAUUACCAGUCAUGCAUAAAUGUGGUCGUUAUAGACCAAUCUGUAGUGUUCCGUACCUAGCCUAAAGUAUUGAUUGAGAGAGAGAGAGAGAGAGAGAGAGAGAGAGGAGAGGGGGGGGGGGGAGGCAAACAGAGAGAAUGAUGUACGAAUCAGUCACUGUCACAGUAACAUAGGCUUUGAAACA